Messenger RNA from Cajanus cajan (pigeon pea), 1693 nucleotides. RefSeq names its product NAC transcription factor 47. The record is from RefSeq and is a predicted model, not a curated record. Gene Ontology annotation, molecular function: DNA binding. Gene Ontology annotation, biological process: regulation of DNA-templated transcription. NCBI's taxonomy places the organism in Eukaryota, Viridiplantae, Streptophyta, Magnoliopsida, Fabales, Fabaceae.
CCUCUUGCAUCCUUUCAAGUUUUUGGGUUUUCUUUUCUGUCUUCGUUUUCCUCCUCAUCACAUCACAACAUUUAACUAGCUAGCCAAUUAAACUAGGCCCAUAAUGGGAAGCCCAGAAUCCAAUUUGCCACCCGGUUUCAGGUUCCACCCAACCGAUGAAGAGCUCAUUCUUCACUACCUUAGUAAAAAGGUAGCAUCCAUUCCCUUGCCCGUUUCCAUCAUUGCUGAGGUUGAUAUCUACAAGUUGGAUCCAUGGGACUUGCCAGCUAAGGCCACGUUUGGGGAGAAAGAAUGGUAUUUUUUCAGUCCUAGAGACAGAAAGUACCCAAAUGGUGCAAGGCCAAACAGGGCAGCUGCUUCAGGGUAUUGGAAAGCCACUGGCACUGAUAAAACCAUACUGACAUCAUUGCAUGGAGGUGGAACAACCCAAGACAACAUUGGUGUUAAGAAGGCUUUGGUGUUCUACAAAGGUAGACCCCCAAAGGGUGUCAAGACCAAUUGGAUCAUGCAUGAAUAUCGCCUUGUAGACAACAACAGACCCAUUAAGCUCAAAGACUCCUCCAUGAGAUUGGAUGACUGGGUGUUAUGCCGGAUUUACAAGAAAUCCAAACAUGCUCUAACAUCAACAGAGGCAACAAUAGGGGUAGGUGAGGUAGAUCAAGCAGAAGAGAAUCUAUUCAAAGAGACCCUUUUGCCAAUUUCAAAAACUCCUACAACUCCACCUCAGAACACAUUAAUAUCUCAGAAAUCUGUGUCCUUCUCCAACUUGUUAGAUGCCAUGGACUACUCUGUUCUGAGCAAUUUCUUAUCUGAGAAUAAUCAUUCAAACCCACCAGGGGUUGGAUCAAGUGCAGGCUUCAACACUGGGAAUUUGGACCAACAAUCCUCUCCAAUCAAUAGUUACAUGUUUCAGAAGAACCCUUCAGCCCCCAACAUGGAAAUCAUGAGGCCAAAGCGCCAAGUUUCAAGCAUAGAUGAGGACACGUUGUACCCAUCAAAGAAAUACUCUUGCAACUUCCCUAACAUCAAUGCCCAAUAUGAGAACCCACAAUGGAACCACCUCAUGAAGCAGUCCAUGUUGAAUCAGCGCUUACUCCUUGGUCCCCAUCUUCAAUUUCAGUGAUAAUUUCCAAAUUACCAAAAGAUUAAGUCAGAAAAAGGAAGAAGAAAUAAAAGUUUGAAAUAGAAAAAUUAUAGAUAAGAAAAGUAAUCAGAAGCUGAACCUAUUAAAGAACCCUACCAAUUUGAUCAUUUAGAUAAGGAUUAGUACAUAGGAAUUAUAGCGGUUUCUUUUUUCUCUUUAAUCAAUUUGUGCUAAGAAAUGAAGAAUAGAAGGUUAGGUUGGAAGGAGGAACUAUUUGGUAGCUAAGAAGUAAAAGUAAAAUUAAAAAAAAAAAAUUUAAAAAAAAGAAGAUUCCAGCAUUCAAGGGUCAAGAAACUGUUGAAACAAAAUAUCCAAGUUUCUAUGACAACUCAGAAACAUUUAUUGCACAAAAUGUGAACUUGUACGUGUUGGGGUUUGGAGGUUAGCUUUUUAUAAUAUACUUUGUAGAUAAGGUAUUGUACGUGAUGAUUGUGUUGAUAUUUUUCAUUCUUUUCGGGAAAGUCUAGCUAGCUAAGAAUUUUCUUCAGGGAUUGGAAAGCAACCAUUUGUUAUUUCAGUAUGAUCAAUAGUGCAGCUUUAUCUUUAUCA